AUGUCCGAUCCUGAAGCUACUAUAACAGAAUCUCUCACACAAGAACAAAUCUGUGAUCAAAAACUUCCUGAGUUUAUAUGUUCUGAUAACUAUCAAUACGCAUUUGAAGGGUUUGAACGGACUGGACCAAUAAAAUGUACAUAUGCCUCGUGUGUCUGGCCGAAGUUUGUAGAAAGCGUGAAUAAUAUGUAUCUUAAUGAAAUAAAAAAAAUUGAUCUCGAAAAAAAUCCCGUUCAAAUACUAACUUAUGAAUCAGCGGAACAACUGGAGCGUUUGUUUGAAAGAAAUAUACUAAAUACUCUAAAAACGGCUAUGUAUAAUCCGAGGGACUUUGUUUAUCAUGAAAAUACAGAAACUUACGUCACAAAACCAUUCCAUUGGACUGUAUCACACCAACCAACGGUUCUCGAUCCCAAAGAGAGAAUAUUUUCAAUAAUAUCAAUAAAAUCAGACAAAGACAUACCCUUAAACGAGAAAGAUCUUGAGAAACCUAGUAAUUUUUUGCAUUCGGACAACAAUAGUUUUGCAUAUCACGUCGAAAAUCUUAUGAAGGAAAUGCAUAACCUAAAAACAAUACAUGGUGUUUUAACCACAUGUAAAUAUACUUGGUUCCUGCGCUAUCAACAGACCUGUGAUUGGUUUUUGAUAUCACCAGCAAUAAAAUCUGAUGCAUCACUUAUUAAAAGCUUUAUCUACUUUACACUUAGUUCAAAAUUUUAUAUAGGUAUCACAGAGGAUGCGGAUGCGUCAAGAGAGAAAUCAGUCGAUGUAACAUUGGGCGACUAUAGAUUGACGCUUAGUAUACUAAGAGCUUGA
Entrophospora candida is the source of this 816-nucleotide messenger RNA. The record is from the annotation of a GenBank genome assembly. NCBI's taxonomy places the organism in Eukaryota, Fungi, Glomeromycota, Glomeromycetes, Entrophosporales, Entrophosporaceae.